Molecule: messenger RNA, 2307 nt
Organism: Ascochyta rabiei
Lineage: Eukaryota; Fungi; Ascomycota; Dothideomycetes; Pleosporales; Didymellaceae
Exons: 2
Coding region: 1-2307 (768 amino acids)
Source: RefSeq, a predicted model, not a curated record
AUGAGUUUCGGCAUAAGUAUAGGUGAUCUGAUUAAGCUGGGCGAGAUUGCCGCACGGGUGUACAAGAACUGUCGUGAUUGCACAGGAGACUACAAAUUCUUGACAGCCGAGGCGCGCAGUCUCACGAAUCUGCUUGAUGACGUCCGAGACAAGUUUGAAAAGAUACCACCACAUAAGCAUAAACAGCUUAUCGAUGCCUACGAGCGAUGUAUCGAUGUGUUAUUUGAACUUGAUAAGCUGAUUGUGCACUACAACAAUCUUGACACGAAGAGUAGGAGAGCAUGGGACCGACUGAAAUGGGACCCAGAGAUUUCGCGAAGUCUGCGGGAACGCCUUGCAUCAAGUGUCGCGAUGCUCAACAGUUUCUACACCUCAUUAAUCCACGAUAACCAGGUGUUAAUACUUGAGGCUUUGGAGCGGCUAGAAAGUGAUUACAAAGGCGGCUAUCGUGAAGAGAGCAUUGCAUCAAUCGAGCGGAUCACGUCUUACACCGGUCAACGAGAAGGAGGCGACGAGAACGACGAAGACGAUGACACAGCUUGGUUCCAGAUCAUCCGCGACCUUGAGGACGCUGGUGUAUCUCAUCAAGUUGCGCUGAUGUAUCGCGACCUCGUAGUGGAUUGGUUCAUCAAGGCCGUCAACGAGGGUAGACUUCUGGAAGAACGCAAAGAACCUGAAUGCCUCAGCUCACGACGGACCUCAAAAGUCACCUCCGAUAUGGACUUGUUAUCGACAUCAUUCGCUGCAGGUACUUUGAGCUCCGAACAUGAGCACGAUACAGAGGACCAGUCUACGGCCAAUCCAGCAUUUGACACUCCUCUACAAAGGACGGACUUAUCGAAUGCGCCAGAACUCUUGCACGUCUUAUCCCCUCCUCCCAAUGAGACGUCGAAUACGUUUCCAUGUGAGCUGGAGCCUAUGCAACUAUUGUCACCAUCCGCCCAAGCUCCUGAAGCUCUCUUGGAUAUAGCCCCUCAAAACAAUAUACCGGAGCUUGUACUGAUACCAGCUUCAGAAGCACCGGAACUACUGCAGUCCCUAGCUUCAUCUGAUCUGAACUGGGGAGCCCAGCAGAUUUUAGCUGCGUGGACGAAGCGCGAUUUUGUCGCUGCAGCAAGCCUGCUUGAAGAGCAGCUUACGUCUGUUGAACAUGGAGCUCUUACAUCUACAGGGCUACAGCCCGAUCGACGGAUAUUGAGACACUGCAUUGGUGUUUGCGCAUCGUUUUGUGGCAAACUUACCAAAGCAAAGUACUUCUUUGAGAGUGCUUUCAACGGUAUCUACUUGAGUAAACAUCUUGAUGAUGGUGAUAUCUCGGCAGCUCGCUGGCUGGGUGAUGUUUGUCUCCAGUUAGGCGAAUUCCACAAUGCCGUGCUAGCUUGGAGCGUUGCGCUGGAAGGCUCAAUCCAACGGUACGGUCUCUUACAUGAUUGCACACGACACAUUGCACAAGAAGUGCAUAAGAUGGACGAGUGGUUGUCUGUCUUCAGCAACAUCGACAGUCAGUUUCUCGCGAAUGUUGAUCCGACUGAUGUAUUCUCCAACACGCAUGCGUUAGAAAAAAGCGGUCUGGUCCGCGCAACUCGUGUCAAGCUAUACGAAUUGCAGCCCAGAUGGGGUCAAAACAAAGGCCACCGCCCGGCAGCUUUUCUCAGACCUCGUCCUCGAGUAGACUGGAUCCCGGGAGAGGCUUUCUUGACUGGGCCGCUCGUGUCGUUGGGUGCAUGGCCUUUACCGUGGGACUCAACGUUCUCUCCUAUGGCCGUUUUUCAGACGGAAUGGUACACGAGGUUUGCACCGCCGUCGACAGCAUUAGUGAGACGUAGUCUUCGCACGAACUCACUUGGGGACUCAAAAAAACUUGACUUUGUCACCAAGGGUGAUAGCACCUGGCUGAUCCAGACCGCCAAGGCUGCCUUGAGAGAGCUUGGUAUGGAGCAUGCCGAGCAUCCUGAUGAAAACGCCAUCGUGUGUCGCCUGGAUAGGGAACGUGAAGGAUUUUCCUGUUCCGAGGGCAUCUUCAUCAGCUUCUGGAAGUUGCAAUUUCGAAACGUCUUUGCUUUGAAAAUCUCGAGCGUGAAAUGGUCCACGAGGAAGCCACCUCUGAUCAACAAACCCCAGGCCCUGACCGACUUCGAACUUCCAGAUGACACAGUCGAGUUCAAAAACGCGUUCAAAGCGCUGUUAGAAGUUGCGGAGGCUGGGUCAAAUUACAAAGCGCCGAUUGGUGACAGGGCCAGUGUGCAGUCUAGCACACGAUCAUGGGCGUCUUGGGCCGCCUCGAGAAAGACCUCAGCUUCAACUUGA